Cajanus cajan (pigeon pea) is the source of this 1401-nucleotide messenger RNA. Lineage: Eukaryota; Viridiplantae; Streptophyta; Magnoliopsida; Fabales; Fabaceae. The record is from RefSeq and is a predicted model, not a curated record.
AUAUUUGUUGGAGGGCUUGAUUCUGAUAUCAGUGAUGAGGAACUUAGACAACCAAUUUUGCAAUUCAGUGAGGUUGUCUCUGUGAAAAUUCCAGUGGGUAAAAGGUGUGGAUUUGUUCAAUUUGCUGACAGUAUGGUAUAUCUAAAGAACAACUACAUGGCUGAGCUAAAUGAAACUUUUGUUUCUGACACUAUAGAACAUUUAGCUGAACAAAUGUUACCACCUCGCGAUUCUGAAGGGCGUAAGAAUCGAUCUGAUGUAUGGAAUCACUUUAUUGAGGAGCCAAAGCCCAACAUAGAUAAUAGAGCUAAAUACACAUGGACUUCAUCUCAAAAUUUGAGUUAUAUGUGCUUGACUGCUCAUUUCAUUGACAACAAUUGGAAGCUGCAAAAGAAGGUGUUAAACUUUUGUCAAGUCACUAGUCACACAGGAAAGACCAUGGCUAAAAAGGUUGAACGUUGCUUGAGUAAAUGGGGGUUGAAUCGUGUUCUUACAUUAACAGUUGACAACGCCUCGUCAAAUGAUGUUGGAAUCCAAUAUCUAAAAAAAAGGUUAAUGUCUUGGAAUAGUUUGGUUAUGAAGGGAGAUUAUAUCCACAUGCGUUAUUGUGCCCAUAUUUUGAAUUUGAUUGUGAAAGAAGGUUUCAAGGAUAACAUUGAUGCUAUUUUGAGAAUUCGGGGUGCUGAAAAAUAUGUACGAUCUUCCCCUUCUAGGUUGUUUAAAUUCAAGACAUGUGUUGAGAAACAAAAUAUUGAAUACAAAGGCCUUGUUUGCUUGGAUGUGGAAACCAGAUGGAAUUCUACCUACUUAAUGUUAGAGGCUGCAUUAAAACUUCACAAGGCUUUUGAAGAGCUUGAGAUGCAAGAUAAGAAGUAUAUCGAAGAGUUAGAAAAGGUAAAGGGUGUUCCUUCAUAUGCUGAUUGGGAAUUUGUGCGUGCAAUCCUACCAUUUCUAAAAUUGUUUUAUGAUGCUACUUUGCGCAUGUCUGGCUCAAUUUAUGUAACUAGCAAUAUAUACAUGUUUGAGGUCUUUGGAAUUGGAAAGAAGAUCAGCCAAAUGUGCAAUUCUAGGGAUAUAAAUGUAUGCAUUAUGGCAGAAAAUAUGAAGAAGAAAUAUGAUAAGUAUUGGAGCAAUGUUGAUCGUCUAAAUGUGUUUUUACUUAUUGCUCUUGUGUUGCAUCCAGGAUACAAAUUACAGUUCAUGCAUUGGUUGAUUAAUCAAAAUUUUGAUGGUGAGGUGGCAUCUAGUUUAAAAGAAAAAGUGGAGUCUAGUUUGAAAUUACUUUUUCAAGAGUAUAAUGGUGGGAGAGAUGAAAUAGAAGUUAACUCACAAGAAGCUCGUUUCAAUGAAGGAGGUAGUGAUGACCCUUAUGGUUAUAACCAUUUUUUUCAAAAAAACUAG